UGUGUUGACUGUAUGUCCGAUGUACCCCAGACGACCAGUAGGUUCUCGAUGCCCCUGACCCAGCUAGGCAGCAAGAAGUACUACCUCGGCAUUUUUUUCAAGGCAAACUGGUACAAGGCAGAACAGUACUGUAGAUUCCACGGGAUGCAUCUUGCCUCAAUAAACCAUGCUAACGAACAGAAAGAUCUAGAAGAACAUAUUGAAAGCUUUGGGAUGGGACAUGAACAUUUCUGGACUAGUGGAACCGAUCAGGCUGAGGAGGGGAAAUUUUUCUGGAUGUCCACCGGUAAACCCGUGACCUACGAGAACUGGAACGCAGGAGAACCAAACAAUUUUAGAUAUGAGAAUGGGGAAGAGGAGCACUGUAUGGAACUGUGGAAUAGAGACGGAAAGGGCCUUCGAUGGAAUGACACCCCAUGCUCUUUCGAGACAUUUUUCGUUUGUGAAGUUUAAAAAUUAUCAUUUGUAUAUUAAGAGACUGAAAUUGUUCAAAAUGGAGAUUAAAAUAUGUUUUGUAUUUUAAUCUUCAAAUAACUUUUCCACUCUAUUACGCCAGUAAGGAUGUAUGCGAGUCUUAUUUUUAUCCGUUUAUGUUCCAAGAAAAAAAAAA
Molecule: messenger RNA, 610 nt
Organism: Eurytemora carolleeae
Lineage: Eukaryota; Metazoa; Arthropoda; Copepoda; Calanoida; Temoridae
Product: brevican core protein
Biological process (GO): biological process involved in interspecies interaction between organisms
Cellular component (GO): external side of plasma membrane
Molecular function (GO): carbohydrate binding
Source: RefSeq, a predicted model, not a curated record